Messenger RNA from Plutella xylostella (diamondback moth), 1924 nucleotides. RefSeq names its product protein I'm not dead yet. NCBI's taxonomy places the organism in Eukaryota, Metazoa, Arthropoda, Insecta, Lepidoptera, Plutellidae. The record is from RefSeq and is a predicted model, not a curated record. Gene Ontology annotation, biological process: succinate transport; citrate transport; transmembrane transport. Gene Ontology annotation, cellular component: plasma membrane. Gene Ontology annotation, molecular function: citrate transmembrane transporter activity; succinate transmembrane transporter activity.
AACAAUAAUCCUUUCGAAAUAAUAAAAUUGCAAAGGAUUUAAAAUCAAAUAAUGUCAACGGUGCCGAAGAAACGCACAGCUGAUCCUGAAAAACUUACAUGGGGUACUAAAGCGUUGAUAUUUUUCUCCGUACAUUGGAGAGGUGUUGUCGUUGUACUGGCUCCGAUUAUCUGCUCAUUCAUACUUUUCACGUAUAGUCCUAUUCAGAAAGCUCAAUGGUGUGCGUACUGCCUGCUCAUAAUGGCAGUCUACUGGGUGACGGAGUGCAUCCCGCUGCCGGUGACGGCGUUCUUGCCCAUCAUCAUAUUCCCGCUGACGAACAUCAUGGACACCGCUACUGUGUGCAAGUUCUAUUUGAAUGAUACACUAUUUAUGUUCAUAGGCAGUAUGAUACUAGCUUAUUCAAUAGAACAGAGUGGCCUGCAUAUGCGGAUAGCCCUCGGAGCCAUUAGAUGUAUCGGGUACUCACAUUAUAAGCUGUUGCUCGCCAUAUGUCUAGUGACGAUGAUUAUAUCGAUGUGGAUCACCAAUACGGCGGCCACGGUGAUGGUGGUGCCUAUUGUGUUCGCGUUACUCAAAGUUUUCGAAGACCAAGGACUUAUGACAAUAUACGAGACGACAUCUCAUGGUGAAAGAGUAGCGAGCGAUUUAACAACGUGCUAUUUUUGUAGCGUCACCUUUUCAGCUACGAUAGGAGGAAUAGGAACUUUAGUAGGUACUGCAACUAAUCUGGCCUUCAAAGGGUUGUUUAUGGAAGCAUACAAGGAAGCGACUGUGGAGUACUUAUCUUUUAUUCACUUUUCUGCAUUUGCAGUACCAUACAUGAUUUUAAUGGAAAUUGCCUUAUAUUUUUAUAUGAUCCUCGUUUAUUUUGGAUUCCUAAGGCCGAAAAGUAAAGCCGCCCGCGGUGCAGUUCUGAAUGAUCAAGCGAUACAAGCCGCUAAAAACAAGGUAGAAAGUGACUGGAAGGCUCUUGGACGAAUAACUUUCUGGGAAAUAAUGGUUAUACUAUUAUUCUCGUUUGCUAUAGCGUUAUUUUUCUGUCGCUCGCCACAAAUCUUUCACGGUUGGGGCGAUGCCAUCCGUGAUUAUUUCGGCUAUACAAUCAAAGAAAAACCGGUGAAAGACUCCGCUGCGGCAUUCCUUGUUGGGUUUUUAAUGUGUUUACUACCGUAUUCUAUGCAAAUAAUUGACAACUUUACAGCAAAAUAUCAUGAGGAUUUACCGAAGAAGCCGAUCCGCGCUGUGUUGGACUGGAGAAUCGCAAGCGCCGUCAUGCCCUUCAGCUUCAUGUUCUUACUUGGUGGAGGCUUCGCUUUAUCCACCGCGGCCAGACCGGCUUACACAGACUUGAAUGGAGAAAUAGCGCAGAUGCUCAACAGUUUGCGGAAUCUGCCCAACUAUUUUAUAAUAUUUAUCCUCAUUGUAGUCACCACUUUCAUUACCAACUUCGCGUCUAAUGUGGCCGUCGCUAAUGUCAUCUGUCCUAUUGCUAUGCAACUGGCGAAAGAAAUAGGUCAGAAUCCCUUAUGGUACAAUAUAGCGUGUGGCUUCUCGGCUUCAUAUUGCUUCCUUUUGCCAGUCGGCACGCCGGGAAACCUGAUCGUACAAAGUGCAGCCAGCGUACCUGUGGGGAAAAUGAUAAUAGCUGGUGCUGGGCCUACAGUAUCAACAAUUUUGCUGACCUGGCUGGCCAUGUGUUUCUGGGCACCUGUUGUUUGGCCAGUUCUACUCACCGUGCCAGAUUGGGUCAAAGCUGUAUAAUAUUAAAAAGUGGAAAUAAUAAGUUUAUUGUAUCACUCAGAGGUAUCUUAUUUAGUUUUAUGUUUAGCAGUGUGUAGUUUCAUGGUUUGUUUAAGAAAGUGUAAAUUUUAAUUUUAUGGUUUACUAGUAGGACAUUAAGUAAUAAAAAGUUCCUCAAAAU